Messenger RNA from Acyrthosiphon pisum (pea aphid), 2659 nucleotides. Its product is annotated as zinc finger BED domain-containing protein 1-like. NCBI's taxonomy places the organism in Eukaryota, Metazoa, Arthropoda, Insecta, Hemiptera, Aphididae. The record is from RefSeq and is a predicted model, not a curated record. The coding region runs from base 802 to 2586 and encodes 594 amino acids. The transcript has 3 exons. Gene Ontology annotation, molecular function: DNA binding; protein dimerization activity.
AGGAUCGUGUUUAUUGUUAUUAUUUGUGUGAUAUCUCUAUAGUAGUGAUGGGUCGUUCGUGAACGAAUCGUUCCAAAUGAACGAGUCCGACAGAGGAACGAUCAGGAACGAUUCCACCUGAUUAUUUUUUCUCGUUCCUUCGUUCCAUUUCGUACCUACUACCUAGUACCUACAUUCGACCCGUUCCAUACAUCUACCGAGUACCGAGUAUUGCUCAUGAGUACAAUGGGCGAUUCGUAGAGGGGAUGGUUCGGUACUUCGGUCACUCAAACACCGAUAUCAUGUUAUCUAGUUAUGUCAAAAUUACAAUUAAGAUAAGGAACUCCCGAGUCCCGACCAUGGUCGUUAAGAUAAGGAACUCACGACCAACCAAUAACCAUACGAAUAAAAUGCACCUUUAUUUGAAUUUUCGGGAAUUUUGACCUUAUUUUACUUGUGUGUUUUUUUCCACGGUCUAUUUUUGCAAUGUUUUACUCCACAAUGUCUGUUUUUGCAGUAUUUUUCUCCACAGUAUCAUUCCUUUUCAGUUUUCGUACGUAUCACGUUCACAGUAUGUAAUAUUGUACUUUUAGUUAUUUUAUUGUGUUUUUUGUAAAUUAUAUAUAUUAACUACCUACUUGGAUUUGUUUACGUGGGCUUGAAUCAAAAAACAUUAUUUCGGUAAUUAAUAAUUACUAAUUAUAAUAAUUAGGUAUUUUAUUUUAUUUUAUUUUUAUUUUUAGGUAUUUUUAGGUAUAUAUACUAUAUAGUCGAGUAUAAUAUUUUGUUUGUUGAUCUUUGUGCUCAUAAUUUUAUAUUAUAAUGGAUAAGAAAAAAAGUGACGUUUGGAACCAUUUUACUUUACUCGACAAUGAAAAGGCUAAAUGUAGUUAUUGUUCUAUCGAAUAUUCAUUUAAGGGGGGAUCAACAGCUAAUUUAAGUCGCCACUUAAAAAGAAAACAUAUUAUUCAGUACGAGGCAAGAAAAAAAAUUAGUACAGAGCAGGACAUCGAUGAACAUAAAAUCCAAAAUUCUAUUCCCCAAAAUACUCAGACAAAAAUUGACUCAUUCGUAUCAAAACCAAUUUCCCUUACUAAAUCAAAACAAAUUGAUAACCAAUUGGCUAUUGUAAUAGCAAAAGAGUUUCAACCGUAUAGCCUUGUCGAAAAUAAUGAAUUUAAAAAAUUUGUUAAAUUACUAAAUCCCGGAUACACAUUGCCUUCAAGAAAAACCAUUUCUAAAAGUAUUAUUCCACAAUUAGUGGAAAGUACAAAACAAAAAAUAAAAAAUAGUAUUAAAAAUGCCGAAUAUAUCGCGUUCACCACUGACGGCUGGACUUCGGUUAACAAUGAUAGUUUUGUAGCAAUAACCAUUCAUUACAUAGACAAGGAAGAAUGCAUUUUAAAAACACAUUUAUUAGGUUGUUUUAAUUUUCUAGAAUCUCAUACAGGUGUUAACUUAUCAGAUUUUAUGAACAAUUGUUUUAUUGAAUGGGAAAUACAAGAAAAAAUUAAAGUAGCAGUUACCGAUAACGCAUCAAAUAUUGUAUCUGCAAUUAAUUUAAAUACAAAGUGGCGUCAUUUACCUUGUUUGGCACAUACUAUUAAUGUAAUAGCACAAAGUGGCUUAGGAGAAAUUUCUGAAGUUCACAAAAAGGUAAAAAGUGUUGUAGAAUUUUUUAAGCGGUCUUCCCAAGCGUAUACUAAAUUAAAAAAUAUGCAAGCUCAAAUGGGUUACCCCACCUUAAAAUUAAUUCAAGAUGUCGCCACGCGCUGGAAUUCUACAUAUGCAAUGUUCCAAAGAUGUAUUGACAUAAAAGAGCCUUUAGUUUCAACAAUAGCAGUUAUAGGCAAUGUUAACAAUUUAUUACAAACAGAUUUUGAAAUUAUGAAAUAUUACUGUGACAUUUUUAAGCCAUUUAACGAAGUUACCAUAGAACUUAGUAGUGAAAAAGAAAUAUCUAUAUCAAAAGUUCUUAUUUUAGUUAACAUGUUGAUAUCUCAUAUAAAAAAAAAAAAACAAGAAAAAGAUUUGCCUCGAAAUAUUUAUUGUAUGGUUGAAAAAAUGGAAUCUAAAGCAGACAGAAAAUUUAAAGACAUAAACGUGGACCGCAUAUUAACAGAAGCAUCAAUUUUAGAUCCGAGGUUCAAGAAAAAGGCAUUUAUUUCUAGUACGUCAUACCAAAAUGCAUACCAAAAAUUAAUUCUAAGCGUAAUUAAAAUAAUAACAUCAAACCAAACACCAUGUAAUAUAAAUGAUGAAAUUGACAUGUCCACUGAACCCGAAAACUUCGAAAUUUGGAAAGACUUCGAUGCACAAGCAUCCACUACAACUACUAUUAGUACGCCAAGGUCUCAAGCUAUUAUAGAAAUAGACAGGUAUAUGAACGAACCAUUAUUACCCAGAAAAUUGGAUCCGUUGAUUUGGUGGAAGGAUCAUAAGGUACUUUAUCCAAAUUUAUUUAAGUUAAUGCUGCAGAAAUUAUGCGUUCCUUCGUCUUCGGUCCCAUGCGAAAGAACUUUUUCUAAGGCUGGUUAUACCUACAAUUACAGAUCGACGCAAUCGAUUGUCUGUCAAAAAUACAGAACAAUUAUUAUUUUUAAAUAAUAAUCUUUAAAUUUAUUUACUAUAACUUGUAAGUUCAUUUUUUUUUUAAUUGUAUACGAGCUGUAAUAUUUAU